Lathyrus oleraceus (garden pea) is the source of this 1448-nucleotide messenger RNA. RefSeq names its product transcription factor MYB61. The transcript is spliced from 3 exons. The record is from RefSeq and is a predicted model, not a curated record. NCBI's taxonomy places the organism in Eukaryota, Viridiplantae, Streptophyta, Magnoliopsida, Fabales, Fabaceae. Bases 193 to 1176 code for a protein of 327 amino acids.
UUUCAUACUUCAUAAUAUAAUCUCUUUCUAUCUAUAUCUUUCUCUUUCUCUCUCCCUCUCUCUCAUAUUUUACCUGUCACAGUCUUGUUUAUUGCUGCAGAACUCAACAAUCUUUCUGUUUAUCAGAAAGUUUCGCACCUCAUUGUAUUUGUAAGUGAGAGAGAGAGGGGCUAAACUACAAACAAACUACAAAUGGGAAGACACUCUUGCUGCUACAAACAGAAGCUUAGGAAAGGUCUAUGGUCACCUGAAGAAGAUGAAAAACUUUUGAAUCAUAUUACUAACUAUGGUCAUGGAUGUUGGAGUUCAGUUCCUAAGCAAGCAGGUCUUCAAAGAUGUGGUAAGAGUUGUAGGCUUAGAUGGAUUAACUACUUAAGACCUGAUUUAAAAAGAGGUACAUUUUCACAAGAAGAAGAAAAUCUCAUCAUUGAACUUCAUUCAGUACUAGGAAAUAGAUGGUCUCAAAUUGCUGCGCAGUUACCGGGAAGGACCGAUAAUGAAAUAAAGAAUCUAUGGAAUUCUUGCUUAAAGAAGAAACUGAGGCAAAAAGGUAUAGAUCCUGUAACUCAUAAGCCACUUUCUGAAAUUGAGAAUGGAGAAGAAGAUGAUGAAAAAACCAGAAGUCAAGAGAAAGUAACAGAAAUAUCAGAAAGUACUUCUAAGUCAGAUGCAGGUUCUUAUGAGCAAAAACAAUCUUCAGUUGUUGUAAAAGCCUAUGAACCUGAAAUGGAAGUUGAAGGUUCUUGUUCAAAUUCCAACAACUAUUUGAUGGGAAAUUAUCCUAUUCAGAUGAGUUUCACAUCCAAUGAUAAUCUUCCAAACAGUAUUUCAAACUCUUCUACUCAUUGGUUCGACCAAACUGGAUUAAAACCUUUUGGUAUGAAUUCUGAAUUUACCUCAUUUCUACCUAGUUCUUUUUGCUACAAACCAUCUCUUGUCGAUAUUCCGUCAGAAGAUGUUUCGGUUUCUUCGGAUUCUUUUCAUAUGAAGAAUAAUAUGCUAUCUCCUUGGGGAUUGACAGAUUGUGAGACCUCUAUUAAAGAGAAUCAAACAGAAGAAGAAGAAGCUAAGUGGAAUGAGUAUCUUCAAAAUCCAAUGUUAAUGCUACAAAAUCAAGCAUUUGAAGGUUUAUGCAAUCAGAGAAAGCCUGCUACAAAUUUGAGCCAUGAUGAUUAAACAAUGGUGUUAAAGGGGUUCCAAGGGAUUUUAGAUUUGUGUUCUUAAUACAUGUGUAUGAAUGAUUGUGUUAAUUACCAAAAGUUUGCUUUUUCAUAUAGGUUUUUCAAUAGACAUUUAUUUCACUUCUUCAUAUUUGUGAGCCAAAUCAUUUAUCUUAAGUAGAGAAUUGUAAAAUAAGGAUUGUUCUUCUUUGUUUUCUCUACUCUCUUUUCUGUUUCAUUGAUGUAUUUAGGACAUUACAUUUUACAAUGGUGCAUUUUCCAUGUCUA